Messenger RNA from Gryllus bimaculatus (two-spotted cricket), 270 nucleotides. The record is from the annotation of a GenBank genome assembly. NCBI's taxonomy places the organism in Eukaryota, Metazoa, Arthropoda, Insecta, Orthoptera, Gryllidae.
CAGAGGGGCGGAGACAGGCGACGGGGCGACCGUGCCUGCCGCCACCGGAACAGCUCAAGAUCCAGAGCCGCCGCCCCCUGCGCCGUCACCGCCCCCGUCUCCCGUGGUGUCCACGCAGCCCAAUCAGCCCGCCGCCGUCGCCGCCGAGCCGGCAGAGCCCGCGCUGCACACAGCCAAAGAACGCGAGUGCUGGCGCCUGUAUCGGCGCAUGUGUGCCAAGGGCGUCGCCGUCUCUUUCGACACCGUGCUCAGGUUAGGAAUCCUGUAUUA